AUGCCUUCCACUGUGGCACAUGGUGUGACUGUGGCAGCCCCCACGAGGCCACAAUCUCCACCGAAGCGGAAGAAGGUCAACCGUGACGCCGCCACAGUCCGCAAAAUGGCAGCCCGCAACAAGCUCAAAAACCAAGAAAUCGACGCAGCGAUUUCGAAGUGGUACGACGACAGUGAGGCGCUCGCCAACAGCCUCGCAGAGCAAUAUGGUAACAAGCCCCAGCACUAUAUGAAUCAGAUGUUUUCCUCCGCAGACAAGUGGAUGCAUGCGCGCAAGCCGUCGGCCUGGAAUGCCUGGCUGAGUGCUCUGGCAACUCAAGCUAAUGAAGACACCGAUCCCGGAGACACCUCUCGCCUUCUCGACUUGCAGUCCGAAUACCGCGAUUCCUACGACAAGUUGACCCUGGAACAGAAGAAUUAG
Fomitopsis serialis is the source of this 420-nucleotide messenger RNA. RefSeq lists its product as uncharacterized. The record is from RefSeq and is a predicted model, not a curated record. The transcript has 2 exons. Bases 1 to 420 code for a protein of 139 amino acids. NCBI's taxonomy places the organism in Eukaryota, Fungi, Basidiomycota, Agaricomycetes, Polyporales, Fomitopsidaceae.